UCAACUUAACGCUACCACUGAAGGAUUACAGAAGAAAAGAGGAUUACUGUCACAGUCCUGCUUGAGUGGAAGACUGAUAUGAGAAGAUGCUAUCUGGAUCGAGCAAAUUACUUCAUCUUGGAGGCAGAUGAUGAAAAUCGUGUUUUUCCCAGCCAGACUCUCUGAACGGGAGGAACAGCUUCCAGUGGUUUUCUCUUCGACACACACACACACAAGGGAACAGCAGCAGCAGCUACUAAAUACUUCACUCCAUCAUCUGCCGUGACACUGCAAUGACCUCUCUUAGGCUGUUACCUUUGUUGCACUCCCUCCUCGUCCUCCAAGUCCAUCUUUCCAACCAGUUAGAGGACAACAAGAUCCCUGCCAGUCUGUGCACUGGUCACCCUGGUACCCCCGGCUCUCCUGGAGUUCAUGGCAGUCCUGGUCAGCCGGGGAGGGAUGGGAGGGAUGGAAGGGAUGCUGCUCCGGGGGAGAAAGGACAGAAAGGAGACAGGGGAGAAUCAGGUGAGACGGGAGUGCGAGGCCUGACCGGAGACAGCGGUGACCCUGGACAAAAGGGAGAGAGGGGGGAGCCGGGAGAGUGUGCUGUAGCUCCCAAAUCAGCCUUCAGUGCCAAAUUGUCUCAGGGCAACACUUUACCCCUCAAUGUGGGCGAUGCAGUCCACUUUGACACCAUCAUGCUCAACGAACAAGGCGACUACAACAAAGAGACCGGGCGCUUCACCUGCAAAGUCCCUGGAGUUUACUACUUCGCCGUCCACGCCACAGUCUACCGUGCCAGCCUGCAGUUUGACCUGAUGAAGAACGGACACGUGGUGGCUUCUUAUUUUCAGUUUUAUGGCAACUGGCCCAAACCAGCGUCCCUGUCAGGCGGCUCCCUGCUCCACCUCGUCCCCGGUGACCAGGUGUGGGUCCAGAUGGCGCUCUCAGAGUACAAUGGAUUUUACUCCAGCACCAAGACAGACAGCACCUUCAGCGGCUUCCUGGUGUACUCAGACUGGAAAAACUCUGCUGUGUUUGCAUGACAAGUGCCUACGAACAAAGUCAUAUCCCACUGAGGGAAACGAACCACAACUAUUUGAUUUUCUAAUUGAGAAGUUCUGGAUAAAGACGAGUGAAUCAGCUGAGACGUGUCACAGCUGUAUUUGUGCAAGAAAUAAUAAUAAAAAACACAGCAUAAAAUGUGACGUGAAUAGCA
Molecule: messenger RNA, 1198 nt
Organism: Acanthochromis polyacanthus (spiny chromis)
Lineage: Eukaryota; Metazoa; Chordata; Actinopteri; Pomacentridae
Gene: c1qtnf5
Product: C1q and TNF related 5
Exons: 4
Coding region: 273-1025 (250 amino acids)
Molecular function (GO): protein binding
Source: RefSeq, a predicted model, not a curated record